Messenger RNA from Symbiodinium pilosum, 1035 nucleotides. NCBI's taxonomy places the organism in Eukaryota, Dinophyceae, Suessiales, Symbiodiniaceae. The record is from the annotation of a GenBank genome assembly.
AUGGAUGAGGAGUCCCUGAAGCAGAAGGCAGUCACCCAGGAGCUCAUUGAUGCGGUGAACUCCGCAGAGGGCUCGACGUGGACGGCCGGAAAGAACGUCCGGUUCGCCGGUGCCUCUCUGAAGGACGUGAAGACCUUGAUGGGCACCCUGCAAGACUUGGACAACAGCAACGUCCUGCCGUACAAGGCUCCAGAGCUCCUAGAUCUUCCGGAUGAGUUUGAUUGGCGCACCGAUCCGCGAGCCCAGAAUUGCCCCAGUCUCAAGGAGGUGCGCGACCAGGCAGACUGUGGCUCCUGCUGGGCUUUCGGAUCAGUUGAAGCCAUGACAGAUCGCGUCUGCAUUGCCAGCAAGGGCCAGAAGAAGAUCCAUCUCUCUGCUGAGGAUGUGACCAGCUGCUGCUCCCUUGGAGACAUGGGCUGCAGCGGUGGCAUUCCAUCCACUGUCUACACCUACUACAAGACAGCUGGCAUUGUUGACGGUGGCAACUAUGGUGACAAGUCCAUGUGCUACUCCUACCAGCUUCAGCCUUGCGCGCACCACAGUACCUCUCCCCACUACAAGAACUGCACCGGGGACGAGCCUACACCUUCCUGUGCAAAGAAGUGCGUGGACAAUGGUGCCAGCUGGAGCAGCAGCAAGCACUAUGGCAGCGGCGGUUACAGCGUCUGCCAGCAGGGCAGUGGAACUAACUGUGCCCAAGCGAUGAUGCAGGAGAUCUACAAGAACGGACCCAUCACGGGUAUGUUCUUUGUGCAUCAGAGCUUCCUCUCUUACAAGUCCGGGGUAUACAAGGCUGGGUUCUUCUUUAAGGAUCCCAUGCUUGGUGGUCACGCCAUCAAGAUCCUGGGCUGGGGCACCGAGAAGGGCACGCCAUACUGGCUGGUGGCCAACAGUUGGAAUGCUGACUGGGGGGACCACGGUUUCUUCAAGAUUGAGCGGGGCACGGACCAGUGCCAGAUUGAGAAUCCAAUCAUCAACGGCGGCCCUGUGGCAGGCCAACCCAAGCUGCAAAGCACGGAGGAGUUGGUAGUGUAA